CAUAAUCAUUUUUUCUGUUGUUAGAACUGCAGUAAGGAAAAGUCUGAUCAACAUCUGCAAAUCAGAUUGUCUAUGGGACGAGGAAGCAUACUUUUACAAGAAUCUUCUGGAUGUUUUUAAAUUGUUCUGGAUGUUUUUAAAUUGUUCAUCAUCUUUUCACUGAUGCUCGUUUUUGCAUUAAUUUGGGGAUGAACUUUGUGUAAACUUAGCUCUUAACAGCUCAAAUCAGUUUUGGACUUGGACUACAGUAUACCUUUUUGUUGACUCUCCAUCUGCACCAAUGUACAGCAGUGGCUACUCGCAGGUCAACAAGUUGAGCCCACAGGGUCAAAAAAAGAUGCAGUACCGUUCAAAGGGCAAAAGUUGCGGCUACUACAUGCGAAUUGUCUUCUUUUUCUCUUCUCUGAUUCAGUCUCUCAUUAUAAUUAGCCUUGUGCUAUUCCUGGUUUAUGGAAAGAAUGAGGACUCUGCAUCCACAACAAACAUCCAAGACCUAGAGGAGACUUUCAGUCGACUCUCAAUAGAAAAUGUUGCCCUGAGACAUCAGCGAAAAAACCUGACCAACAUUCUCAAUGCCACCCUCACUGAAAAGGCUCGAAAUGACUGGGACUUGGCUCAUCUGCGUCAUCUCAGCAAUGUCUCAUUCUUUAUUAUCCACGAUUAUGAUAGGAGACUGCAACAGUGCAAUACAGAGGCGUUAGGUUUAAAGCUCAGAUGCAGUACUCCUUUUCGUCCACAGGCACCACUGCAACCAUUUUCCUCGGACUGCAGUGGGGUAGCAGUUAACCAAUUGAAAGCUGCAUAUGCACUUCUGGAGUCAAACUUCACUCAAACAGUUCAGAGUAUGAAGAUGGAAACUGAGCAGAUUGUCAAGGAGAGGGACAGCCUUAAUUUAGAGGCUAUCCAUCUAAGGAGAGACAAAUCCAUCCUGGAAAAAGAGAUACAAAAUUACAGGCAAAUGACAAAAGAUCGUUUUCAUGACUCCAUGAAGUCAGUUUCCAAUGUCUCCCGAGCUUUCCUGAAGAAGAUUGAUUCUCUACUCCCAAGACACCUUGCUUUCCAGCUCACUUGCCCAAAACAGAGGGAUCACCUAGAGCAGAUCCGUAGUAACUGCACCAGUCUGUCUCGAGAAGUAGAGGAGAAGCUUCAGUAUUACAUGAAUAAUGUUGGAGAGGAGGUGUCGAUCAUCCAAGCAGAGAACAACCACCUGAAGGCAGAAAACUGGCGACUAUCUGAAGACUACCGUUGGUGUAGCCAAAAUCGCACAGGGAUGAUCGAGCAGCACAGACAGAACAGAGAAGAACUUCAGCGGAAUCAUGAUCAGGCCAAGGAGAAGCUCUUGAUUGAUAAGUUGAAGUUGAUUGGAGAAAAAAAAGUCCUGGAAAGCAGUGUUAAGUAUAAAAACACAGAAGUGGAUCAUCUCAGAGAGCAAAUAAGGCAGCUCAACAUGACAUGCUUACCAAAGACAACUUCAGCAAGUUUUGGCUACCGGCCAAACACGCAGACUGGUAGUUUCGGUGGCACUGGAUCUUCUUUUGGUGGAGGAAGAACUGCGCAGGGAGGUGCCCAAAGCUUGGUCUCACAGCACCUACAAGAUCUGCAACGUCUGAUCAACCCGUCCGACCCACAGGAGAAACAAGAUCUUUCCAGAAUGCUGGGUUAGCCCAAAAAUGGAGAAUUCUUUUAAAAAUAUCCAACCACAACCUAUGUAAUGUUAUUCAUAUACAAGAAAGAACUGAAUCUAACUUUCUCAUAACAAGUUGAUAUAUUUUCUACAAUGACUGUAUAAUGUAAUUCCAAUGGUUUAUUCCUCAGUAUCCACGAGUGUAAGUAACAGUUUUUGCACUUUUGAAUUAAGAAUGUGAUGUGUUUGUGUUUUACCAUGUAAUCACACAGAAUGCAACAAGCAAGUAUGGAGAAAUAAUGUAGUACUGUAUUUUUACUCUGUCAAUACAUAAAAAAUAAAGGCAUUGUUUCAGUGUAAGCACAUCUAUUGUACCUGUCUCUCCUUGUACUUUAUAAACAAGGCUAUUUAAAAUGUUACCCCUCUCAGUCCUGGAAAUAACUGUUUGUGCCUGUGUGCGUCAUCUAUUGUGUUGUCAAUUGUCUUCAAAUGACCCCCAGCCCCAUCUGCAAUAUUUUA
Menidia menidia (Atlantic silverside) is the source of this 2143-nucleotide messenger RNA. The record is from the annotation of a GenBank genome assembly. Lineage: Eukaryota; Metazoa; Chordata; Actinopteri; Atheriniformes; Atherinopsidae.